This is a messenger RNA of Darwinula stevensoni, 483 nucleotides long. The record is from the annotation of a GenBank genome assembly. Lineage: Eukaryota; Metazoa; Arthropoda; Ostracoda; Podocopida; Darwinulidae.
AUGCUACCACAGCUCAUCUCGAAACUGGGACAUCCUCUUGAAGAAGUUCGAGGAAGAGCUCUUGAUGCCUUAUCAGGGAAAUUGGACUUGAAGAUAUUCCAAGCAGAUGAAUUGUGUGACUCUCAGGAUCUCUUCAUGAAGUUAUUGUCUUGGUUGAAGCAAUCCAAAGGAGGGAGAAAUUGUGAUAUUUUGAAUUUCAUAAUAAAGCUGCUCAAGCAUGCAGGUGAUAAAGGUGCAAACCAGGUGAAGAAAUAUGGGGGAGAGGAGAUAUGUGAAGAGCUUCUCCAGGUGGCAAUUGGCAAUGAGAAAUCUCUCUUAGAGGAAAUCAUAACUCUUCUAGCUCCUGGGCAUAAAGCUGAGCAACCCAGUAGGAGUUUGAGUAUGUUUCCUGUCUUUUGCAUCUGUGGCACCCCAGCAUGCUACACAUCCUAUCUUCGCAACCAGUUAGGAGGCCCAGGGAUUUAUGCUCUGGAUGACCUCUAG